AAAAGGUUUGUCAAUAAUUUCGUUAAAAAGGCUGAAAAAACAUUAUAAACGAAAUCCCGUGAAGGUGUCCACUUAAGAACUUAUAAAAUUUAUGUCAUGUUUCUUUAUCAUAAAAGAAACAGACAAGUCAAUUUCAUUUAAAAGAAACAGACAAUCAACUAAAACGUUUGAACGAAAUUGACAACUACAAUAACACGUUGAAUGACUGUGACUUUACUGGUACAAUAAUUUAUAACAAGGCACUCGUCACGGUGAAUUUGAAUUAUCAUGCAAUAAAUUCCCAACUAAUGAAAUGACUUUAUUUUAUCACAUUCUAGCCAAUCAAAAUCGUAAAAAAAAAUGUUUAUAAAACAAAGAACAUUUUUAUAGGGGAUGUAUUAUAGACGCUUUUAAGGAAAUAUAUAUACUAGUCGAUAAAGCCCGUGGCAAAAAUUCACUGAGGCAGGAUAAAAUGAAAAAGAAGCCAAUAUGUCAUUUUAUUUUUAAUUUUGAUGACGUCAGCAACCCAUCAACACAAAAAAAUUAGAACCUUGUUUUCACGUUGCCUCUAUUGUGUGUAGAGCUUAAAGCGCUGGUCAAGAAAAUGUAUAUGAUUAUGUGUAUCAUUAUAUGAUUAUGAUUAUGUGUAUAACCCGAACGAAUUUACUGCUUUAAAAUUAAGUCUUUUAAAAUUAAUUUUUAAUCAGAUAUGAGAAAAAUACUAAAAGAUGUAUUUAUAUGAACUGAAGUUAUUAACUUGGAAAAGAUUAGUUUAUUAUCAAAAAAAAAAAAAAAUGUUAAUUACUUUUAUGUGUUAAUUAAAUUCUUUCUCUUGCAUUGAAAUAACGCUUUGUUAAACCUAUAUAUACAAUCCUUUCAUAACAAAGAAACUACAUUAUUCGCGACGUUUCGGAUGUUCACACACCCAUUUUCAAGCAAUCAAAAACGUACAAUGUUCUCCUAAAUAUAUACAAGUUUAACAGCAACCAUAGUUACAUAUUAAAUACUAAUUGUAUAAAUACAAUGGAGCAGAUCUAAUGUUGUUAUUCAACUGGGGACUAUCCCGCAUUAUGAACAAACUCUCUUUAAUCUCUAGCAAAUACCGGUUGUUACCCCUAGAGAGUAUACUAAAAUCGUCAAGAGAUGAUGUAUGAUCUUUCAUAGCUUAAAAAAAACUGUUUGUAGUUGCUUUUUAUUGAAGCAUUGUUUUCCUUCGGAUGCUUGCUGACCGGGGAUUGAGCAGUCUCUUUGUAUGCAAAAGCAACAGUAAGAUUUAUGAGUUGUAUUAUUUUCAACCAUUUUAAUUUUAAAGUUGUAUUUUUGCUGGAGUAUUUUUAAAGAUUGCGUGAAGUUCAAAGUUAGUUGACAUUAACGGGUAUUUACCAAUGCGAAGCGUUUAUCCUGGUAUAUGAAAGAAUGAAGAUUUGAUAAAACAUCACAUUGUUUUUUUAUCUGGAUCACUAACAAGGAAGCUAAAUAAUGACGUCCAAAAAUGCUAUUGUUGUUGUAAUUAUACUGACCUUAUUGACAGGAGUAGCAACGAAUUGUGUAACGAAAAAAGAUGGAUUUUCAUAUGAAUGUUCCAUCGAAAUUUCUGGCGAAAAAUUAAGUUUCGAUAUUGAAAUUAAUCCAAACCGGGUGCCACCAUCUGUGAAAAUCUCCUUGUCUGCAUUUGGGAAGAGCUUUGUUAACCGUUUUGAUGUGUCAGGUGAAAUUUUCAUUCCUGGAUUGGUGAUCGAUGGCGUUAGAUUUUUCUUGAAUGUAGAAUUGAAUCCUAGCAGCGAUAAAUCGAAAUUACAUUUAAAGAUUCAACUUGUGGCAAAUUUGAAGGUUACAAGAUUCCGAGUAACAAUUUUUGAUAGUGAUGUCAAAAAGACAGCAUUCUACGAAGAUGUGAAGAAUUGGUGGGAAUCUCAAAGUGUUGGUGUAAGAUUUGCUAUCAUCGCUGCACCAAUAAUAAUAAUAUUUUUAUGUUGUUGUUAUUGUUGUUGUUGUUAAAGCUGAAUAAGUCCUCCUGCCUACUCGUUUAAAUUAGGCCCCACUUUUUAAUUAAUUUCUGCCAAAUAAGUCUUUACUUCCGAAUUAGUUUAAUAGGACUUUCCAUAAGCGAAUUAAAAUACUUAGUUAAAAAAAAGCAUUCAUAAAAUCCCUAAUAUAGGCUGAUGCAAAAAAUGCAGAAGUAUAUUUUCAAAGCUCCUUACUCAUUAAGCGAUUAUACAGUAGGGUGUAAACAAGUAAAAAAAUGAUAUAUCUUCUUUUUCUAGACCUAUGUAAUAAAAAAAUAAUCAACGUGCAAAUGCUAUUAGAGACAUCUAUGUUUGUUCCCUCUUCAUCUUCAUUUGAACUAACCAGAUUACGACAUAAAUAGUCGACUGUAAAAUGAUAAAAUCAAGCUCGAUAAUAUGCUUAUUUAAACAAAAGUGAUCCUAGACGGUGCUAUACUUAAAAAACAAUGAAACUCUCAUACUGUACUGGAUACAGACAGUAGUUUAUCAAAAACGUUGUUUUAAAUUCCGUUUGGAAUAACGUUAUUUCUAGUGACAUUUAAAAUACUUAUAAAGGUUCCCAAGUUGCCUAGUGUUACGACCUCCUUUAAAGGAUCUGAAGCCCUAGGGUAUCAUGGAUUAUUUACGGUAGAUAUUUUGAUAAUUUUUGUGAACGUAUUGUAAGUUUUUUAGUUAUAGCUAAAUUUUAUAGCAACAAAAUUCCUUUGUGUUCA
Molecule: messenger RNA, 2698 nt
Organism: Hydractinia symbiolongicarpus
Lineage: Eukaryota; Metazoa; Cnidaria; Hydrozoa; Anthoathecata; Hydractiniidae
Exons: 5
Coding region: 1459-1977 (172 amino acids)
Source: RefSeq, a predicted model, not a curated record